Messenger RNA from Chanos chanos (milkfish), 1790 nucleotides. RefSeq names its product finTRIM family, member 83 (gene ftr83). The transcript is spliced from 7 exons. Gene Ontology annotation, molecular function: protein binding; zinc ion binding. NCBI's taxonomy places the organism in Eukaryota, Metazoa, Chordata, Actinopteri, Gonorynchiformes, Chanidae. The coding region runs from base 75 to 1790 and encodes 571 amino acids. The record is from RefSeq and is a predicted model, not a curated record.
CCUCUACCCAACGCUACGAGACACUCCUACACAGUUCAGCUUCAAAAGAGGAUUUACGUCGCCAGCGUUUGCCCAUGUCGCUUGAUCAGGAAACCUGUUACCUGUGCAAAGAGGAUCUUAGAGACCCCGUGUCCAUACCCUGCGGUCACAUCUUCUGCUCCAUCUGUCUGAAGACGUACUGGGACCACGCCGACCAUACCGGUUCGUUCCUCUGUCCCCAGUGUCGCGUCACUUACAACAAGAGACCCACUCCUCGUCCCCUUUACUCCUCCAGGAGCUCCAGCAUGAACCGCGCCUCCUCCGAAUCCUUCCCGCCGGCCCCCCCGUCCCCCGACUACAACUACGCCGGGCCGAGGGACGUGGGGUGCGACAUGUGCAUCGGGAAAAAGCUCAAAGCCGUCAAGUCCUGCCUCAUGUGCCUUGCCUCUUACUGCGAGAAGCACCUGAAGCCUCACUACGAGUCGGCCACCUUCAAGAGGCACAAGCUGGUGGACGAGAUCGGGCACCUGGACCGACAGAUCUGCCCCCAGCACCAGAAAGGUCUGGAACUUUACUGUCGCACCGAUCACAUGUGCAUCUGCGUGCUGUGUACCGUGAAGGAGCACAAGGGUCACGACAUGGUGUCGGCCGAGCAGGAGAGAGCGGAGAUGCAACAACGGUUGGGAGCCACGCAGGCUGAGAUUCAGGAGAAGAUCCACGAUAGGGUCAAACAAAUGGAUGAGCUGAAACAAGCAGUGGACGCGCUGAAGAACUCAGCUCAGCGGGCCCUGCAGGAGAGCGAGAAACUUUUCUCGGACAUGCUGCGUUCCAUCGAGCGGAUGCAACAGGAAAUGGCCAAACUCAUCUCGUCCAAUAAGAAGGCGGCGCUGAACACCGCCGAGGGGCACAUGGAUCGGCUGGGUCACGAGAUCGCCGACCUGAAGAGGAGGGACAACGAACUGACGCAGCUCUCGCGCACUGAAGACCACAUCCACUUCAUCCAGAGCUACCACAUGCUCAUCGCUCAGACCGAGGCCGAAGAGUUGCCCACGGUUACCGUCAACCCCUACUUCUCCUUCGGCCCGAUCUCCAAGACAGUGUCCGAGAUGAAGCAGCAUCUGAACGAGUUCAGCAACGAGGAGCUGGUCAAAGUGGCCAAAACUAUCAACAAAAUGCCCUUCUGUCAGCUGGAUGACAAGAAAAGGAAAACUAUGAAAUCUGACGAAAUUGACCUGUACAAGUCUCCAAGCCACCAUCCACGUAGCAGAGAGGAAUUCCUACAGUAUGCUUGUCAGCUCACACUGGACUCCAAUACUGCUUACAGACAGUUGUACCUGUCACGAGGGAACAGGAAGGCCGCCCUGAAGAGAGACCCCCAGUCUUACCAAGACAGCUCCCAGAGAUUCGACUGCUUACCCCAGGUGCUGUGUAAAGAGGCCCUGUCCGGUGGCGCCUACUACUGGGAGGUGGAUUGGAGCGGAGAGGGAGCAGCCCUUGGGGUGACCUACAAAGGCAUCAAGAGAACCGGUUACGGGGACGCGGCGAGAAUCGGCUACAACCGCAAGUCCUGGAGCCUCUUCUGCUCCGACUCCAGCUACUCCGCCCGUCACAGCAAAGACCAGACAGAGAUCAACGCUCCCUACUCCUCCCGGAUUGGGAUCUUCCUCGAUUACACGGGAGGAACUCUGUCUUUCUACAACGUGUCCGACAACAUGUCCCUCAUUCAUCAGUUCAAAGCGUCCUUCAGCGAACCCGUGUACCCAGGGUUCUGGGUUUGGUAUGAAUCAGCCAUCACCAUUUGCCAGUUAUAG